Molecule: messenger RNA, 702 nt
Organism: Leptinotarsa decemlineata (Colorado potato beetle)
Lineage: Eukaryota; Metazoa; Arthropoda; Insecta; Coleoptera; Chrysomelidae
Product: juvenile hormone esterase
Molecular function (GO): hydrolase activity
Source: RefSeq, a predicted model, not a curated record
AUGAUAAAAAUUUGGUUAGCUGAUACUGUCAUUAUUUCAAUAUUUCAGCUUCCUAAGAAAGUCCAACCCUGGAAUGGAAUACUGGAUACCACGAAGAACACAAGAAUAUGUUAUCAAAUGAUUUCCAAAUAUAGCAAUCUUGAAAUCAAGGAAGAUUGUUUGUAUAUGAAUAUUUAUACACCGGUGAAACCUGGAAGUAAUUCCAGAGGGUUACCAGUUCUUCUAUGGAUCCACGGUGGAGGUUAUACUGCUGAGUCUAGCACAUUUGAAUAUUCUAGUCCGAAAUAUAUCAUGGAUCAGGGUGUGGUAGUAGUAACAUUCAAUUACAGAUUGGGGCCCUUCGGAUUCACCACAACUGAUGAUGGGGUUAUCCCAGCUAACAUCGGGUUGAAGGACCAAAGAUUAGCACUUGAAUGGGUUAGUGAAAACAUUCAUUUGUUCGCAGGGGAUUCGAACAAAAUCACAAUUGUUGGGGAGAGUGCAGGUUCUUUUUCUGUAGGUCUACAUAUAUUAGGACAAAGCAACGAAGAAAAAGCACUCUUUCGGGCUGCCAUCAUGCAGAGCGGCUCACCCACUGAAGGGAUUAUCCAGAAAAAUCCCAGAGAGAAUGCAUUCAGUUGUGGACGUGUUUUGAAUGGAAACUUUUCAUCGAAUGAAACAAGUGAUCUACUCAAGGUAUUACAGGAGGCUUCGGCAGAAAAU